CAACGGAAAAAAAGCCCAGUGUGCGACACAGUGGGAGUGAGUGAAAAAGUGCCUAGUCUGGCCACUCCUUCUCAUCGAUUCAUCCUCCUCCAUUUCUCAUCUUCAUCAGUAUCAUCACAUACAUCUACAAUCGUUUCUCUGUGUUGAGGUUCGGUAUGAUUUUCGUGAAGGCCAUGGAGGCUACCGAAAUUGAACUCACUAGACGCCCUUUCAUCUGAACUCUCUUCAAUUCUCGGUGCCUGGUUUGCAUUGACUUUGCAAAUAUCGAUCUUUUGAGUUUGACUUCUUUGAGGUCAUUUGUUUGUAUUGCUUAUACACAUUAAUAUUUUAAAGUAAAGGUUUGUUAUCGUCCUCAAAAGGCAGAUUUGAAGCUGAAGCGUAUCAUUGUGGUUCACAGGGAGUCUAAUCUCUUUUUACAAAAUUUUGGACUCCAUUAUUAGUUGUAAAUUGAUGGAGAGCUCAUUGGAAAAGGGAAGAAACAUAACUUUCUUCAUUACAUCUUGCUAUCUUUAGACGCUUUUACAUCUGCGGUCACAUAUUUUCUGGGAGGGGUUUAGCCAUGGGGUGGCGAUCAACUUUGACGGGGCCACCAAUAAAACGAAGAGCAGGAUUGCGGAUUAAACAAGCAGGGCGAGGUUCAUAUCGGGGCAGUUAGUCAGAGUUUUAGCAAUUAUUUGACUGAUUUAAGUAUUUGAUCGACUGGACUUUUUUGUUUCUGGAGAAAUUAACAUAUGGGGACUACCCCACUGAGGCAGUUCCUGUGGAGUCUGUGCCACAAUUCUUGUUGGAAUUAUGCAGUAUUUUGGAAACUUCAGCAGCAGAAUGAAAUGUUUUUGACAUGGGAAGAUGGAUGCUAUGAUCAUCUGAAACUGAGAGCAGCCAUGGAAAGCAUACUGGACGACAUCUGCUUUGAUGGAUCCAACGAGAUAGUUUCAUCUAGUUGGAGAUCAAGUAGACAUGAUGGACAUUUAGGUGAAUAUCCGAUUGGCCAAGUGGUGGCUGAUAUGGAAAGUGUUCAAUAUCCAUGGGGAGAAGGGGUUGUUGGUGAAGUGGCAUAUACAGGGAAACAUUGCUGGGUUCUAUUUGACAAUGUAGCAGCUGGUGAAUUCACAUCUAAGGUAGUUCAUGAGUGUCCAGAUGAAUGGCUACCUCAGCUUGCAGCUGGUAUCAAGACGAUUUUGCUAGUGCCUGUUGUUCCAUGUGGAGUUUUGCAACUUGGCUCAUUGGAAAAGGUUGCUGAAUAUCCGGCUUUGGUUGCUUAUGUCAGAGAGAAGUUCAAUGCCUAUCAGAAUGCAAUGGAUAUAUUACCUUUUAUCAGCAGGGAAUUUGUAGCUCAGACAUCAUUGUCACUUGUGCCUGUUGACAUGAAUAACUUGGAUGAGUCGUCAGCCACUGCUUUGAAGAAAAUAAAAUCUGAAAAUUCGAAGGCUGUUUACAAUGUCAAACCAACAAACAAUAUAUUGUCAACUACUAAUCAAAUGACACGUGUGUGUCUGGUUCAAGAUGCACGUCACAUAUCUAGAAAAGAGGUGGUAGAUAAUCUUAAUAGCACAAGGGAAAACAAAAUCAGUGUCCAAUCUAUGGGUUUAAUCGAAGUAUCACAACCACUCAAUCAAUCACUAAAUGAUACAGAGUCAGAGAUGAUUGAGGGUAGUGUGGUCGAAGUUUCUGGUUUGGACAAAGAAUUACAGUUCUCUUAUUCUGAUAACUACAAUGUGGGUUUAUUCGGACAGAACUCCAAUGUAGUUAUCAACUCUUAUUCUAAUGAACAUAUGAUGGAACAGCCGUUUGUAGACAAGGAUCCUGAUAAUGGAGGUCAUGAAAAUGUAAAUAGUUUCUUUAACUUUCCCAUGGACAAUGAGCUGCACGAUGCACUUGGACCUGCUUUCCUAGGACAGGCCAAAGAAUAUCUGUGGGACUCAUCUCUCUCAGGUGAGGAUGCAUGUAGUAGCUUAAACAAGACCUUCAAAAAAGAUCUUAACCAUGGUAUUGAGCCAUCAACCUGGGAAUCCAGUGGAUUGUUUGCCAACAGAGAUGAAGCACAUCAGUUGAAUGCUGUAGUUGCCAGUAUGCAUGGUGGUUUGAAUGAUAAUUUGUCUACAAAACCCAAUGAUGUCAAGUUAUCUAUUACAUCAAUGGGGCAAUUUGCUGCUUCCAACAAAUCACAAAGUCAACCUGAAGAAACUGCAUUUGUGGAGGGGAAAAGAGUUCCAUGGGGUUCUGUGACAAGUGCAUCCGGUGCUGGUUGCCAAAAUGCUAUUACUGAAUCUCCUCCAUCUUCUUCGUUUGACAAUAUGAUCAGUGCAUUGACUGAACAGAAGCAGAAGAAGAAAGCCAAUGGUUAUCUGCAGACCAGAAAAGGGUCAAAGCUCUCUAAUGACCACAAAAGAAGGGCUAGACCAGGUGAAAAACAGAGGUCAAGACCAAGGGAUAGGCAAUUGAUCCUGGAUAGGGUCAAAGAACUACGGCAACUUGUCCCAUACAGUUCAAAGUGUAGCAUUGAUGGCCUCUUGGAUAGAACUAUAAAGCACAUGCUGUUCUUAAGAAGUGUUACUGAUCAGGCUGAUAAAUUAAGGCAGUGUGUUCAUCAAGAGGUAAUUGGUCGGAAGAAUAUGAAAACAUGUGGUACCAAGGGUGAUAGUAAGAAUGGGAAAAGCUGGGCUUUUGAAUUGGGAAGUGAUCUCCAAGUAUGCCCCAUAGUUGUGGAAGAUCUUGAAUACCCAGGACACAUGCUAAUAGAGAUGCUUUGCAAUGAUCAUGGGCUCUUCAUGGAGAUUGCUGAGGUUAUCUGUCGUUUGGAGUUGACGAUCUUGAAGGGUAUGAUGGAGAGUCGUUCAAACAAUACGUGGGCUCACUUCAUUGUUGAGGCUUCGAGGGGCUUCCACAGAUUGGAUAUAUUCUGGCCACUGAUGCAACUACUGCAGCAUAACCAAUGUCCAAUUUCAUGCAAGAUAUAAUGGAUUUCACACCCUGGUUUGAAGGGGGUAAAAAAAAAUGCUUUCAAGUAUGAUUUCUAUCUAUCUGGGAACUUGUGUGUAACAAGUGAGUUUGUUUUAGGAGUCUACUAUCUUUCCGUGACCUGAAAUUGCUGAUAUCUGUACAUCAUCUUUGCAUGACAAAAGCAUUUUAGCUGACACGAAUGCUUGUCUGGGAUUGUUAAUUUAUUUACAAGUUCAUGGCAGUUUAGAUGCCAAUAUGCUCCUUGCUAAUAAGCAUUUGAGAAAGAAUGAAAAUGCUAAAAAAAAUAGAGAUUUAAGAUGGACACUACAGAGGAGAAAAUGAGAUAACAAUGUAGCUGUGCACUAGUGGCAGCAAUUGUCUCAGCUCUAGAAAAUCAUACCAUUUUUUGGCACAUUAUGAAAUCUUUAAAAUGGAGUUAGUCA
Messenger RNA from Camellia sinensis, 3383 nucleotides. NCBI's taxonomy places the organism in Eukaryota, Viridiplantae, Streptophyta, Magnoliopsida, Ericales, Theaceae. The record is from RefSeq and is a predicted model, not a curated record.